Jaculus jaculus (lesser Egyptian jerboa) is the source of this 4145-nucleotide messenger RNA. RefSeq names its product lysine methyltransferase 5B (gene Kmt5b). Gene Ontology annotation, cellular component: nucleus. Gene Ontology annotation, molecular function: histone H4K20 methyltransferase activity; protein binding. Lineage: Eukaryota; Metazoa; Chordata; Mammalia; Rodentia; Dipodidae. The coding region runs from base 395 to 3052 and encodes 885 amino acids. The transcript is spliced from 11 exons. The record is from RefSeq and is a predicted model, not a curated record.
ACUGCCUGGGCUCCCCGAGGAGCUGAGCUUCCACGGGUCAGCCAGCAGAGCCCGGGGAGGAGAAGAGGGGCACGGACUCUAGCCGGUGCUCGAGGGACAGCCGGGUGGCAGCGUCCUCCCCUCCUCCCGCGUGGUAACGCUCGGGCUGCCCACAUGGUCCUGAAGGCUGUAUCCCUCCCUGCGACACCCAUAUUCCCACAACAAAGAAACUCGCCUUCCCAGGGCCGCCUCCCCGCGGCGCACCCGGGAGGCGCCCAGGGCUUGGAGCGUCCUCCCCUCUCCAUCAGCCCCCCAAGCCCAGCACGGGAGCUGUCCCUGGAGAGAACAUUGAAGCCACUUUCUGAGUGAUUUGAAGAGAGUGACUAAAUGCACCUGGGUCAGGCUGUCUGCGGGUAUGAAGUGGUUGGGAGAGUCCAAGAACAUGGUGGUGAAUGGCAGGAGAAAUGGAGGCAAGUUGUCUAAUGACCAUCAGCAGACGCAAUCAAAAUUACAGCACACGGGCAAGGACACCCUGAAGACUGGCAAAAGCACUGUGGAGAGGAGGUCAAGCAGAUGUAAUGGUAACUCAGGAUUUGAAGGACAGAGUCGCUAUGUACCAUCUUCUGGAAUGUCUGCCAAGGAACUCUGUGAGAAUGAUGACUUAGCAACUAGUUUGGUUCUUGAUCCCUAUUUAGGUUUUCAGACACACAAAAUGAAUACUAGCGCCUUUCCUUCGAGGAGCUCAAGGCAUUUUUCAAAAUCUGACAGUUUUUCUCACAACAACCCUGUAAGAUUUCGGCCUAUUAAGGGAAGGCAAGAAGAACUAAAGGAAGUAAUUGAACGUUUUAAGAAAGAUGAGCACUUGGAGAAAGCCUUCAAAUGUUUGACUUCAGGGGAAUGGGCAAGACACUAUUUUCUCAAUAAGAACAAAAUGCAGGAGAAAUUAUUCAAGGAACAUGUAUUUAUUUACUUGCGGAUGUUUGCGACUGACAGUGGAUUUGAAAUAUUGCCUUGUAAUAGAUACUCUUCAGAACAAAAUGGAGCCAAAAUAGUUGCAACAAAAGAGUGGAAACGAAAUGACAAAAUAGAAUUACUGGUGGGUUGUAUUGCCGAACUUUCAGAAAUUGAGGAGAACAUGCUGCUUAGACAUGGAGAAAACGACUUCAGUGUCAUGUAUUCCACGAGGAAGAACUGUGCUCAGCUCUGGCUCGGUCCUGCUGCAUUCAUAAACCAUGAUUGCAGACCUAACUGUAAGUUUGUGUCAACUGGUCGAGACACGGCAUGUGUGAAGGCAUUAAGAGAUAUUGAGCCAGGAGAAGAAAUUUCUUGUUAUUAUGGAGAUGGGUUUUUUGGAGAAAAUAAUGAGUUCUGCGAGUGUUACACCUGUGAAAGACGGGGAACUGGUGCUUUUAAAUCCAGAGUAGGACUGCCUGCGCCUGCUCCUGUUAUCAAUAGCAAAUAUGGACUCAGAGAAACAGAUAAACGCUUAAAUAGGCUUAAAAAGUUAGGUGACAGCAGCAAAAAUUCAGACAGUCAGUCUGUCAGCUCUAACACUGAUGCAGACACCACUCAGGAAAAAAACAAUGCAACAUCUAACCGGAAAUCUUCAGUUGGUGUAAAAAAGAAUAGCAAGAGCAGAACAUUGACAAGGCAAUCCAUGUCAAGAAUCCCCACCUCUUCCAACUCUACCUCACCUAAGCUAGCUCACAUGAACAAUUCCAGGGUACCAAAGAAACUGAGAAAGCCGGCCAAGCCUUUACUUUCAAAGAUCAAACUGAGGAAUCACUGCCGGCGUCUGGAGCAGAAGCAUUCAUCAAGGAAACUGGAAAUGGGAAACUUAGUGUUGAAGGAGCCCAAAGUUGUCCUGUAUAAAAACUUGCCUCUUAAGAAAGAGAAGGAGCAGGAGGGGCCAGCCCAAGCCUCAGUGGCGAGCGGGUGCUUGACGAGACAUGCGGCCAGAGAACACAGGCAGAACCCUGGGAGAGGUGCUCACACACAGGGUGAGGGAGAAGGCUCAAGCUCGCCCUGCACCUACACAACCCGGCGCUCCAUGAGGACAAGGACGGGUCUGAGGGAGCCCGCUGACAUCAAGCUGGAACCAAAUCCACUGGAGGGCUAUAAAAACGGUGUUUUGGAACCUUGCCCAGACAGUGGUGAGCAGCCGGCUUCUAAGAUGCUGGACGAGCCGGUUCCUGAGACCACACUCAAAGAGGAAGCGAAGUGUUCUAAGAUUGACCCUGGCAUGUCCAGAAAGAAGGCACGACAAGGAAAACCCAUGAAACCAUUAUCAAAGAUGGAGGACCCCAGUCCAGUGCAUGACUCCACUGGGAAAGACAGUGUGGAGCCAGAUUUGCCAGGGCUCCAUCCUGACCAGGGUGAGCCCAGCAGCAUGGCUGGGGUGCCUGUGAGCUAUGCAGACGGUGCUCCUUCACCUGUCGCCUGCUCUGUUAUUACGUCAGAUGGGUUCAAAACGAGAGACAACUUUAGAACUGCAAAGAGUAAAAAGAAGCGGCGGAUCACAAGGUACGACGCGCAGCUCAUCCUAGAAAACAGCUCUGGGAUUCCCAAAUUGACACUGCGUAGGCGCCAUGACAGCAGUAGCAAGACAAACGACCAAGAGAAUGAUGGUGUGAACUCUUCCAAAAUAAGCAUCAAAUUAAGUAAAGACCAUGAAAAUGAUAAUAAUCUCUAUGUAGCCAAGCUCAAUAACGGAUUUAACUCAGGAUCUGGGAGUAGCUCCACAAAAUUAAAAAUCCAACUCAAACGGGACGAGGAAAGCAGGGGAUCAUAUGCAGAGGGGCUGCAUGAGAAUGGGGUGUGCUGUAGUGAUCCCCUCUCCCUCCUGGAGUCUCAGAUGGAAGUGGAUGACUAUCGUCAGUAUGAGGAGGAAAGUACAGACAGCUCCUCCUCUUCAGAGGGGGCGGAGGAGGAGGACUAUGACGAAGACUUUGAAGAUGACUUCAUUCCUCUUCCUCCAGCCAAGCGCCUGAGGCUAAUAGUUGGCAAAGACUCCAUAGAUAUUGACAUUUCUUCAAGGAGAAGAGAAGAUCAGUCUUUAAGGCUUAAUGCAUAAGCUCUUGGUCUCAGUGUGACCUGGGAUAACUACUUUACAGAAAUAAAAAUUCCAGUCAAUUAUUCCUCAACUGAACCUUUUUAGUGGCAGCACUUGUACCGGCUCUUAUCUUCAGCAUAAUACUGUAGAAAGUGUACAGUGGACUGACUCUUCUUAAGUCUGAUUUGUGCAGAUUUUUAUCGUACUUUUUAAAUAGCCUUCUUAUGUGCAAUUCUGAGUUAGAGGCAAAGCCCUGUUGUAAAAUAAAUGCUCCAGCAAAACUGUACAGGGAUAGCAACUUUCACACAGGACGUUGAAACAAUAAUGUGGCUACACAAUUUUUUUUUAACUUUGAGAGCAUCAGCUGCUCUUUAAUAGAUGACUAAACAAUAAUUUAAACAGAAUCAUAGUAGCAGCAUAUUAAGGGUUUUUGAGUAUAUGCUAAUAUCACCAGCAAUGACCUUUGGCUUUUUGGCUUAUCUGCUAGAUGUCUCCCCUUGGAGUUUUGUCGGGUCUCACACUGUUGCUGGCCCAGGUGUGCUGUCCGUGGCCUUUGUUAGCAUAGCAAACCAUUGGUUGGGAGUCAGAUUGGUUUCCUUUAAAAAAAAAAAAAUGCAAUUACAUGCGUGACAGCUCACUUUUCACUUUUCAGUACAUUAUAUGUACGAUGUUGGCAGUGUGCAAGAUGAGUUUGAAAGGAGCGUAUUUAUUGCUUGUCAUGUAAAUUACAGACCUUGUAUUUAACACUUUUCAAUCCUUUUAGAUAAAAUUGUUCUUUGCAAGAAUGAUUGGUGCUUAUUUUUUCAAAACUUUGCUGUGGACAGUGUGAUGACAACAGGCAGCAUUCAUCUGAUGAACUUCAGCUAUCGUGACACGGCUCCUCGAGGGUUCUGUUGCACUUGUAAGAUGCUACAAGGAAUAUUAAAAAAUUAUUCACUUAACUUAUAAUAGUUUAUGAAAUAAAAACAUGAGUCACAGCUUUUGUUCUGUGGUGACCUAUAAAAAUGUCUGUCUUUGAAAUUUAAUGUAAAGAGCUGAAAACAAUGUAUAUGUUGUAAAUACUUGUGUGUUGUGAGAAAUUUUGUCAUAAGAAAUUAAAAGAACUUACCAGGAA